Molecule: messenger RNA, 1035 nt
Organism: Penicillium bovifimosum
Lineage: Eukaryota; Fungi; Ascomycota; Eurotiomycetes; Eurotiales; Aspergillaceae
Exons: 2
Coding region: 1-1035 (344 amino acids)
Source: RefSeq, a predicted model, not a curated record
AUGGAAUUGAGCUGGAGAAUCCAUAGUCUUAACAAGGAUGGUUCACCUAAGCUCCACUAUAAUGAACUUCCUCCGGUGCCGCACAAGGACAGCGAUGUCAUUUUUGAGACAGCAGACUCGGUUGAUAAACCUCAGAAUGAGCUCAGUUCUCCGAGUAUAUCUCCUGAUUGGCUGACUAGCGCAUCCACGGGCGAAGAGCACAUCGCAUUCCCAAGUGAUACACUAAGCCCGUCUCCCCAAAAUGGCGAUGGCACCGCCAUGGAUUUCAUAGAUGGGGACUUUGCAGAUUUUGACCACAUUCUUGACUGGACACAUGAGAACAAUAAGCCCAGGGACACUCCCACUGAUCUGGUCGUUUCCCAUGACAACGGACUCCAUUCCUCUCCAGAACCCGCUCCCACUGCCGCUGCAACACAGCAAGACGAUUCCCUUGCCCGGUCGUUCCAACCGUCCGAGACACUCGAGAAGCCAGCGUCUCCCCCACUGAGUGCCUGCUCCUGCUCUGGUCACCUCUCGGCAUUAUUAUUCAAUCUCAGCGGCCACUUACGCCGGUACUAUCACUCUCUCUUCCUAGGUCCUCCCGGCGGUGACAGCAUGCAACUAGGGCGGAGUAUGUCUUUUAUGUUCGCCUACCAUGCGGGUGCCGCUCGGCUAGGGGAUGACCUGAUGGCUUGUGGAUCUCAAUGCAUGGCGCAAGACUCAAACACUGCCCAACUGGUCAUGCUAAUCGAGCAACUUGUGGACCUUUACGCUGGACUCAUGGAGCAGCUCCCCACAGUGUCAUACGCGACAGAGGAGCAUAUCGAUGCCAGCGUGGGAAUGGCGAUACCUGUGCUCGUGGGUGAGUACAUGGUUGAGAGUGUGGUGGAGAGAAGGAGUAUAAUCGCGCUACUAGUGCGCGAGAGGUUGAAGGCCACUGCAGAAUUUACGGCACGAGUUCGAGAGCGAUUACGGAACGUACCAGGACAAGCGGGACAGUGCCGCGAACGAUUGCAUGUGGCGAUUCAGAGGUUGGAGUUGCUAAAGGAGGGGUAG